Paramisgurnus dabryanus is the source of this 1359-nucleotide messenger RNA. Lineage: Eukaryota; Metazoa; Chordata; Actinopteri; Cypriniformes; Cobitidae. The record is from RefSeq and is a predicted model, not a curated record.
CGGAAAGAAAGAAAUACGGAAGAAUGAAAGAGAAAAAAAAGGAGGAAAGAAUGAACGAAAGAACAGCGGAAGGAAGAUAGAACAAGCAAAUGAUGGAAGGAAGAAAGAAUAAAUGAACGUUGGAAGGAGAAAAGAACAAACAACGGAUGGAAGGAGGAAAGAAUGAUGACGGAAGGAGGACAGAAUGAACAAAUGAAUGAUGGAAGCAGGAAAGAAAGAAACAGAGACAGAAGAAAGAUAAAGAAAGAUGGAAGAAGGAAAGAAAUACAGAAGAAGGAAAGAAAUAAAGAAUUACAGAAGAGAAAUAUGAAAGGAGAAAAGAAGGAAAGAAAGACGGAAGAUGGAAAGAAAGAAACACGGAAUAAGGAAAAAAGAAAGAAAGUAGGAAAGAAUGAAUAUAUGAACAGCGGAAGGAGGAUAAAACAAGCGAACAAUGGAAGGAAGAAAGAAUGGAAGAAAGAAAGAGAGAAUAAAAGAAAGAAAAGAAAGACAGAAGAAGGAAAGAAAGAUAGAAGCACAGAAGAGAAAUAUGGAAGGAGUAAAGAAGGAAAGAAAGACAGAAGACGACGGAAGGAGGACAGAAUGAACAAACGAAUGAUGGAAGCAGGAAAGAAAGACAGACAGAAGAAAAGAAAGAUGAAAGAAAUAAAGAAGAAGCAAAGAAAUAAAGAAACACAGAAGAGAAAUAUGGAAGGAGGAAAGAAGGAAAGAAAGACAGAAAGAAAGAAAUACGGAAGAAGGAAAAAAGAAAGAAAGGAGGAAAGAAUGAACGAACAAACAAACAAACAGCGGAAGGAGGAUAGAACAAGCGAACAAUGGAAGGAAGAAAGAAUAAAUAAAUGUUGGAAAGAGAAAAGAACAAACGAACAAUGGAAGAAGUAAAGAACGAUGACGGAAGGAGGACAGAAUGAACAAACGAAUGAUGGAAGCAGGAAAGAAAGAAAGACAGAAAGACAGAAGAAAAGAAAGAUGAAAGAAAGACAGAAGAAGGAAAGAAAUAUUGAAGCACAAAAGAGAAAUAUGGAAGAAGGAAAGAAAGACAGAAGAUGGAAAGACAGAAAUACGGAAGAAGGAAAAAAGAAAAAAGGAGAAAAGAAUAAACGAACGAACAGCGGAAGGAGGAUAGAACAAGCGAACAAUGGAAGGAAGAAAAAAUAAAUGAAUGUUGGUAGGAGGAAAGAACGAUGACGGAAGGAGGACCGAAUGAUGACAGAGAGAGGACAGAAUGAAAAACGAAUGCUGGAAGCAGGAAAGAGAAGAAAAGAAAGAAAAAGAAGGAUGGAAGAAGUUAAGAAUUACAUAAGGAGGAAAGAAAUAAAGAAUCACAGAAGAGAAAUAUAAAAGGAGGAAAGAAGGCAA